AUGGACAAAUGGAUAGAAGUUUGUAAUGUUCUUUCCCAGGAAUCAGAUUCAGAUAGUCUAAUACAACUUUUUGCCUUCCUUCUUUGGCAAAUAUGGAAAGAUAGGAAUGCUUUCACAUUCAAUCAUAUAUCUAAAUCAGCUGAAGAGUCUGUUAGCUUGGCAAUCAGAAAUCGAGACGAUUUUAGAGAAGCCACCUCCAACCCUCCACUCCCCUCGCAUCAAUCAGAAAUGGAUCAACAACUGUUAGUUCAUCAAUCUCAACUCUCUUGGCAACCCCCUCAUCUCGGUUUUGUAAAGCUUAACUUCGAUGCAGCUUGGGAUAAGAAUUCGAAUUCAGGAGCCACCGCAGUUAUUGUUCGUAAUCCUUUUGGAAGUGUUAUUGACUGGUUUUUUGAGUGA
Molecule: messenger RNA, 399 nt
Organism: Manihot esculenta (cassava)
Lineage: Eukaryota; Viridiplantae; Streptophyta; Magnoliopsida; Malpighiales; Euphorbiaceae
Exons: 2
Coding region: 1-399 (132 amino acids)
Source: RefSeq, a predicted model, not a curated record